Molecule: messenger RNA, 2011 nt
Organism: Trichogramma pretiosum
Lineage: Eukaryota; Metazoa; Arthropoda; Insecta; Hymenoptera; Trichogrammatidae
Exons: 4
Coding region: 1009-1509 (166 amino acids)
Source: RefSeq, a predicted model, not a curated record
CAAGGGGGUUCGCGAUGUGUACACACGUUUCUCUGUAGCUACGGAAGUGUGUCGGUGUGUAUGUACACACGGCUGUGCGUUUAUACACGAUUAUAUAGAUAUAGGUCGACUUGCGGCGCGCUGCGCACACGCAGGAGGCAGUUUUCCGUAGUCCGCGAGCUACGUUACGCGAUCUACUCUUGUACACACACACACACACCCACCCACACAUUAGACACGCAUACAUGUGUAGACUAGACGUGUUCCCUUGACUACCCUGCGGAGCACAGCAGACACACAUUGUAUUAUUACACGAGCUCAACGAGCGACGCCAGACUCAGGCGUAGAGGCAGUUCAUGUAGCACAUUGGCCGCACCUGGUUGCCAACGGCCUGCACCUAUCUACCCGCAAGCUCUCGUCUCGCCUCGUCUCGCUUCUCUCAUUCUUCUCCCCGGUGGCGGGAUCGCCUCAAGUGCGUCGUUGUCGCGUUUCCAAUCAUCUUGGCUGUUGCAUCGCGAACCGCUUCUCUAUAACUAUGCCGAUAAUUCUUUAGAAAAUCCAUUUUCUUUCUUCUUCUCUCUCUCUCUCUCUAUCUUUCUCUCUCGAAUGCGACGCGCAAGAAGCAUGAUAAUACAUCGAACCCGCGCGAAUCGAGCGCCCUGCAGUGUCGUCGUUUCCGCGCCGCAAAGUUCAUCGGCCGCGAUUUGCCGAUGCAGUUGAUGAUCGCGUCGAUGCCACAUUCGGUCUUUCGGAACGAGUUUCACACUGACGCGUGCGAACACGAUCGAGACGAAGCUGAGCUUUUUUUCUUACUUUUCCUCGGCCAAAGCUAUUCGAAUUUUGACGCGCGCGAGUUGCAGUGAUUGCUAAUAGCGACGUCCUAUGGAAUUAGAUGCGUCGAACCAACGACCUCGAGUGACCCGAUUUCCCGGACAAGCGACUGAGUUAUUUAGCGAUUUUGAAUAAUCGUUUAGUGCAGUGCGUGCUUUUACAGUGAUUUUACUCGACAAAUUCGUGAAUACCGGUAAAAUGAGUGUAAUAAAGAUUUUGGCUGUUCAUUUCAUUGCAUUGAUAACCAUCAAUAAUUUUGUACAAGAUGUGGAGGGAAUCGCUUGCUACAUGUGCAAAUCCGUGAACGGCAGUUAUCCUCCUUGCGACGAUACUUUUCACAACAAUCAGACGGACAAUUUACUAGCCAGCCCCUGCUUUAGUGGCCGAAAGGGACGUAUCGGCUCGUUUCCGGCUUCGCAUUGCAACAAGCUCACGGGUGUUUACGGCGACGAUGGCUCGACGAUCACGAUAAGAUUUUGCUCUCUGGACAGCGGCUCGUUGACGAUCGAUUCCGAGCUCGUCAGAAGCUCCAGUUGUGGCGGCUUCGUAUUAGACGGGAGACACGUACACGGAUGCGCUAUGUCGUGCAAUGAUAACGACGGCUGCAAUUCGGCCAUUCGAUCGAUGAGCUCAUCGAUUGUCACGAUCGCUACAGCCACAUCUCUGUCGCUCUUCGCUUUCGCAGUUGUGAGCGCGUAAACAAAAAAUUGAAAAAGAAAUACUCACGUUACCUGUGCACUGCCACCUGCGGCUACUAAAUAUAACAAUAUAUUUCUGUCGUGUUACAAUCGAAGAACAAUAAUUUUAUAUUUACAGCCUUUUGCUAAUCGAGCGUUGUAUAUGUUAAGCACGCGACGAUUCAAAUAUGUGUGUAAUAUUCUUUCAUCGAAGACUGUUUAGAAAUAAUUGACCAAGAUUCAUCAAACGAAGCAGAACUCUUUUAUCGUUGGCCAAUUUUUUGAGGACGAGCCACAAUCAAAAAUGUUUGCUUGCAUUCAUAAGGACGACAGUAUAAUAUUAUAAUGUACAUUUUGUAACUAUAUGAUAAAUUAUAAAUAUUUUACACAAUCACAGCAAUACAACUGCCUUACUCAAAUGUAAAUUAUAAAAAAUACUCAGCCAUGGGUGUAAACGAAUGAACUAUAAAUAUAUAUAUUAUUAUAAAUCUCUAAUUGUGUGAAAUCUUCGACACGAGUGUAAG